Messenger RNA from Pseudocercospora fijiensis CIRAD86, 495 nucleotides. RefSeq lists its product as uncharacterized. Lineage: Eukaryota; Fungi; Ascomycota; Dothideomycetes; Mycosphaerellales; Mycosphaerellaceae. The coding region runs from base 1 to 495 and encodes 164 amino acids. The transcript has 2 exons. The record is from RefSeq and is a predicted model, not a curated record.
AUGGCUGCUCCAGUGGUCAUCAUCUUCGCGUGCUGCUUGAGCAACAUCCCGGCAGUCUUUGCCACGCCAGCAACAUCUCAAGUCGAUCCGAAUUUCUUCCCCGGCGUGCAAACUGGUCUCGGAUCAUGGUUCAGAGCCCACAACACGCAAGACCACACCAAUGGCCACAGCUGGUGUAACUAUCCAUAUACUGACGACGAUCCAAUCUUCGCGCUCUGUUUGUCAGCAAUGGGCGGUGCCACGUUCUACACUAAUGAAACGAAAUGGAGCGAGUCAAUGGCGAAGUACUGUAGUCUGGAAGCCAAAGUCACAGAUCCGUCUACUGGCAAGUCAAUGCUGCUAUACAUUGGAGACUCCUUCGAGGACGCAUAUUGCCAGGUCCGUUUUAAGCAGCUUCAUGGCGAUCCGCAUGACGACAAGCACAAUGAUAUCAACAACGUGCAAUGGAAGCUCACAGGCAAUAAGAAUGCUCGAUACUCUGCACCGAAAGCUUGA